GAGGAGGAAGGGCGAGGAAAUCUGGCCACGUGCCGCCAGCUCGGGACUGGCAGGCUUUCAUUCUGAUUGUGUCACUGCUCAGCCGCCCUCGCCUCGGCGCCGCGCAGGGCGCCGCGAUGCCGCCGCCCGCCUCCAGUCUGACAGGAGCCUACGAGCAGCAGAAGGUGGAGUCCCCGCCGUCCCGUUGUCCCUCUCCCCGUGCCGCAGGGACCGCCACAGCGGCGGGGUUCGGGGGCAUCGCUCCCCGCCCGCUUUUCUUGCGUUUGAACUAUGGAGCUGCUAUGCGCUUUCUCUCUGCCUCUCCUUCUCUCUCUCUCUCGCCCUUUCUCUUCUUUUGUAA
Molecule: messenger RNA, 340 nt
Organism: Prorocentrum cordatum
Lineage: Eukaryota; Dinophyceae; Prorocentrales; Prorocentraceae
Source: the annotation of a GenBank genome assembly